Messenger RNA from Branchiostoma belcheri (Belcher's lancelet), 1361 nucleotides. Its product is annotated as cell wall protein RTB1-like. The annotation marks the transcript as partial. Lineage: Eukaryota; Metazoa; Chordata; Leptocardii; Amphioxiformes; Branchiostomatidae. The transcript is spliced from 7 exons. The record is from RefSeq and is a predicted model, not a curated record.
CUGAAUGUGCCAAGAAGGUGUAUGGCUGCUCCUUCAAGUGCCAGGAGACUUGUCACUGCUACAGGUUCAAGAUCACCCAAGACCACUUCUGUUGGUACAACGACAACAACAGUACAGACUACAACAUACAAGACACCAAGAAAGGUCACAACUCCAGGGACCACAUCAGAGUCAUGGACCACCACAUCAGAGUCAUGGACCACCACAUCAGAGACCUACACUACCAGACUACAAGGCCAGAGAGGACCUACCCUGAGACCACAAGGCCAGAGAGGACCUACCCUGAGACCACAAGGCCAGAGAGGACAUACCCUGAGACUACAAGGCCAGAGAGGACCUACCCUGAGACCACAAGGCCAGAGAGGACCUACCCUGAGACUACAAGACCAGAGAGGACCUACCCGGAGACUACAAGGCCAGAGAAGACCUACCCUGAGACCACCAGGCCAGAGAGGACCUACCCUGAGACCACUAGGCCAGAGAAGACAUACCCAGAGACCACAAAACCAGAGAUAUACACAACAACAACAUACAAAACACCAAGGAAGGUUACAACUCCUUCCUCUACGACACGUCCAGAAUACACUACAAAGCCUGAGAUUUACACAACCAACCCUGAGACAACUCCUGAAAUCAUGAGGACCACCACACCAAAGAUUAUUUACACGUCAUCAAAGACAACACCAGCAGUAACCACUGAGUGCCCAGACGAUAUGUACGACCCAUGUGCCUUCAGCUGUUACGACAUGUGCCACAGCAUGCGCCAGUCUGUCACGGAGUGUAAGUACGGUCACGACGAGACAUGCGUUCCUCAGUGCGGAUACCACAGAAAGUGUCCAAAGGGCUACUGCCUCAUCUCCUCCAAUGAAUGUGUUCGGGAAGUGGACUGUGACUGCCGCCUGGAGAAUGGAACAGUUGUACAGCCCAACACCAAAUGGAUGGAGGGCAAGUGUAUGCAGUGCUCUUGCGAAGCAAACAAGAUGGUCUGCAGAGACAUCUGUCAAGUGACCACCACCACACCUGUAACUGAACCAACUGCCACAACCGUUACAACAACAACAACAACAACAGCAAAAACAACAACACUGGCCACGACCACCACCACCAAGACUACAAGACCACCUCAUGAAGACAAGUGUUUCUGUUAUGGUUAUGGCAAGUGUGGCCACUUCGUCAGCUAUGACAGCUGUCACUACAACUUUGAUGGCAGGUGUACUUACGUUCUGACAAGGGAUAUGGGCAAACAGGAGUUCGAAGUGAUGACAGUUCUUGAUGAAUGCGGCUUCCCUGGAACCACAUGUCCAGUAGCUCUGAUUGUACGCUACAGGGACUGCGAGAUCAAGAUGGAGGCUGGUUACAAG